AUGACAAGUUCGAUAUACAUGAAAAAUUACUACCCAACCCUUUCGGUAGCUCCAAAUGAAUACGACCAAGUAAGAGGGACUGAGGUGGUGGAGCGAGGCUCUCUUAAGCACACACCUCAGGCGAUUUUCCUAGACAUCGAAUCCAAGUGGGUGAGCCUAUUUGAGAAGAUUCAUAACCUUUUCAAUGUCUAUCGAAACUACAGGUUCAGUGAUCGUGGCAAGGAACAAUACAAUACUUUGCCUGGGGAUCUUUUUAUUUUAGCAAAUGCUAAACCUGAACCUAUUUCUGAAAUACAAUUGACUGGGAGGUCAUGGUCGUUUGCAUCUGUCACUCAUCUUGUGUCUAGCAUCUCACAAAUUCAGGAAACAGAUGGGAAUGGGGAUGUAGUUGAGGUUGAAGAUGUGGAAGAGGGUACUUCUCUUUGUUUUAAAAUCGAGUCUUCAAAAGAGUUUGAAGUCGACGAUAGCACAUCACUGUUUGUUGCUUUCUUGUUGAAUUUAAUCCCCAGUAGAAGAAUAUGCAACGCAUUGCAAAUGUCAGGAAAUCUAAAAAUUAUCAAGGAAGUUCUAUGCCCUGAUUCUGUGGCUCAGGAAAAUCUCUCCUAUAAAAAGAAUAAUGACAUUAUGGAGAAGGGGUUAGAUGAUAAUUUCUUGUCUGGACUGAAUAAGGCCCAAUCUGGGGCAGUUUUGGCCUGUCUUGGAAUGCUGCAUCAUGAUGCAAAGUCUUCGGUGGAACUUGUAUGGGGUCCUCCUGGGACAGGAAAAACUAAAACCAUAGCUACUCUGCUUUUUACUCUGUUAAAGAUGAAUUGUAGGACUCUUGUUUGUGCCCCAACAAAUGUUGCAAUAACUGAAGUUGCCGCUCGUCUUCUUAAAUUGGUGACAGAAGAGCAGUCCAAUGCAAUGUUUUGUUCACUCGGAGAAAUCCUUUUAUUUGGGGAUAAGGAACGAAUCAAACUCAAAGUUGGUUCAAAUAUUGAAGACUUAUAUUUGGGUCACCGUAUUCAAAGGCUCAUCGAGUGCUUAGGACCACAAACUGGGUGGAGGCAUUGCUUUGCUUCCAUGAUCAAUUUACUUGAACAUUGUGUUUGUCAUUACAAUAUUUACUUGGCUAAUGAGCUGACCAAAGAGAGGGAACAAAAUAGUGUUUGUGAAAUGAACAAUGAAAGCAGAAGUGAGCCAGAAUUUAGCGAGCGGAAGUGCAAAACAUUUAUUGAAUAUUUCAGAGAUACAUUUGUGUCUACUGCAACACCACUAAAAUAUUGCAUCUCUAUCUUCAGUACCCAUAUAAGCAAAUACUGCAUUUCAGAACACAUAUUCAGUGAUAUGGUUUCUCUUAUCCUGUUAGUUGAUUCCUUUGAGAUGUUGCUGUUUGAAUGUAAUGUUCAUUCAGAAGCAUUGGAGGGCCUUUUUUCUUGUUCAGAGGUAGGGGCUGCAUCUGAGUUAUACAUGGUUCACUCAAUUCCUCUCUUCAUCCAGAGAAGAGAAUGCCUUGCAGCUUUACGCGCUUUACAGUGUUCUCUUAGUGAACUUGAGCUCCCAGAUUUUAGGGAUGAAAGUGAUCUAAUGGAUUUAUGUUUCCAAAGUGCAUCCUUAGUAUUGUGUACUGCAUCCAGUUCCUUUAAGUUGCAUAGAGCAGAAAUAUCAUUUACCAUUGUGGUUAUUGAUGAAGCCGCACAAUUGAAGGAGUGUGAAUCAACUAUACCCCUCCAGUUACCUGGAGUAAGACAUGUCGUUCUUGUUGGUGAUGAAUGCCAAUUACUAGCUAUGGUGAAAAGCAAUGUCUCUCGAGAAUCUGGUUUUGCAAGAAGUUUGUUUGAUAGGUUAAGCUCAAUGGGUCACCCAAAACACCUUUUAGAUAUGCAGUACAGAAUGCAGCCAUCAAUAAGUUGCUUCCCAAAUUCUUGUUUUUAUAAUAACCGGAUUCUGGAUGCUCCUAAUGUAACACAAAAAAGCCAUGAGAAGCACCAUCUUCCUGGUCCAAUGUUUGGUCCUUAUUCUUUUAUAAAUGUAAAUGAUGGAAGAGAGGAUAAGGAUGAGAACGGACAUAGUCGAAAGAAUAUAGUCGAGGUUUCUAUUGUUUUGAAAGUACUUCGGAAUCUGUACAAAGAAUGGAUAAAUUCAAAACCGAAACUCAGUGUUGGUGUGGUAUCUCCCUAUGCUGCUCAAGUAGCAGCAAUUCAGAAAAAUGUAGGACAAAAGUAUGACAGUCUUGAUAGCUUUAAAGUAAAGGUAAAGACGGUUGACGGGUUCCAGGGUGGGGAAGAGGACAUAAUUAUUAUGUCCACUGUAGGAUCCAACAGCCAUCCAUCCCUAGAGUUCAUUUCAAAUCCCCAAACAGUCAAUGUUGGUAUCACAAGGGCGAGGCACUGUCUUUGGAUUUUGGGGAAUGAAAGAACCCUAUGCAGUAGUGAUUCUGUUUGGAAGGCCUUGGUUCUUGAUGCCAAAAGUCGUGGAUGCUUCUUUAAUGCUGAUCAAGACAAGGAUUUGGCCAAGGCCAUAGUAGACAUAAAGAAAGAGUUGGACCAAUUUGAUAUUUUCUCAAAUAUCUCAACAAUACUUUUCAAAAAUGCCAGAUGGAAGGUGCUUUUUAGUGAUAAGUUUUUGAAGUCAUUCAAGAAACUGAAGUCAGCCUCUGUGAAGAAGUCCGCACUUAAUCUGCUACUGAAGCUCUCAAGUGGGUGGAGGCCUAAUAAGCGCAGUGUAGAGACAAGUUGUGGUAGCUCGUCAAUAAUCUUGAAGAAAUUCAAGGUUAAAUAUCUAUAUAUUGUUUGCACAACAGACAUUGCAGAGGAUGUGAGAUACGUUCAAGUAUUAAAGGUCUGGGACAUUUUACCACUUGAGGAUAUCCCAAAGUUGGUAUAUCGCCUGGAGACUAUUUUAAACAGAUAUACAGAUGCUUUUAUUAAUCUUUGCAAGGAGAAAUAUUUUGAGGGUAAUUUGGAAGUUCCACAGGCUUUGGAAUUUUCCCGGUUUAAGGAUCCUAGUGUCACUGAAACCAAGGGAGAUUUUUUUAGUGACACUUCAGACAGCAGAAGCUAUGUUGAGAAUUCACAGGUCAGCGAGAGUUUGUUGCUAAUGAAAUUUUACUCUUUAUCAUCUGGUGUGGUGAACCAUUUGCUUUCUGACCGUGAGGGUAGAGAAUUGGAUCUUCCAUUUGAAGUUACAGACCAGGAAAUGGAGAUUAUAAUUCAGCACAGAAGUUCUUUUAUAGUUGGACGGUCAGGUACUGGGAAGACCACUGGUCUAACCAUGAAAUUAUUCCAAAAAGAACAGUGGCACCAUUUGGCUUUACAGGGCUGUUCUGUUAUUGAAAAUAGCACUGCUGAGCAAAGUUCUGCAGCUACCGAAGGGAAAGUUAUACGCCAGCUUUUUGUUACAGUGAGUCCUAAGCUAUGUUUUGCUAUCAAGCAACAUGUUACACAUUUAAAACGUUUUGCAUGUGGUGGAAGUCACUCAGCUCAAAGAAGUUUGAUUGAUAUGAUCGAUUUUGAUGAGGAGGAAUCACAAUUCAAGGACAUCCAAGACUCAUUUCAUGAUAUUCCUCCAAGUUACUACCCUCUUGUGAUAACAUUCCAUAAGUUCCUGAUGAUGCUUGAUGGAACAUUGAGUAACUCAUACUUUUCAAGGUUCCAAGAUGCAUCAAUUCCUCAUGACCAAUUGAGAAAUUCGAGAUCAGUUGCAUUUCAGGCCUUUUUUCGGACAAAAGAAGUCAAUUAUGAGCAGUUUAGUUCAUUAUAUUGGCCCCAUUUUAAUACUCAGCUAACCAAGAACCUUGAUGCUGCAUGUGUCUUUACAGAGAUUAUUUCUCAUAUAAAAGGUGGCUUGGGAGCUAUUGAAGCAUGUGAUGGGAAACUCAGCCAGGAGGAUUAUGUUAAACUCUCAGAGGGCCGAUCUUCUGAUAUAACUAAGCCAAAAAGAGAACAGAUAUACGAGAUAUUUCAAGAUUAUGAGAAAAUGAAGAUGGGUAAUGGUGAAUUUGAUAUGGCUGAUUUUGUAAUUGAUCUUCAACGUCGACUUAAGCAUGAAAAGUAUGUGGGUGAUCAGAUGGAUUUUAUUUAUAUUGAUGAGGUUAAAGAUCUCACAAUGAGUCAACUUGCUUUGUUCAAACAUAUGUGCAACACUGUAGACGAGGGAUUCGUCUUUUCUGGUGAUACAGCACAAACAAUUGCCAGGGGUACUGAUUUCAGGUUCCAAGAUAUACGGCAUUUGUUCUACAAGAAUUUGUGCUGGAUUUAUCAUUUGACACAAAACAUCCAUACCCAUGCUGGUAUAUUGAAGUUAUCGCAGAGCAUUAUUGAGUUAAUCUAUCGCUUUUUUCCUUUUUCAAUUGAUGUUUUAAAACCAGAAAGCAGUCUGAUUUAUGGGGAAGCUCCGGUUAAAUGUGGCGACGGUGAAUUGGAAAGAGCUGCUGAAUGUUUUACACUAGCAGGAUGCUAUGACGAUGCUGCAGAAGUGUAUGCUAAAGGCAAUUUUUUCUUAGAGUGUCUCUCUGUCUGUUCCAAAGGCAAACUAUUUGAUAGGGGUUUGCAAUAUAUUGAUUAUUGGAAAAGGCACGCAGAACAGAACUCUUCUUUAAUUAGAGGAGAGGACAUACAUAUGAUGGAACACGAAUUUCUAGAGAGCUGUGCACUCCACUAUCAUAGGAUGAAAGAUAGCAGAUCAAUGAUAAAAUUCGUGAAGGCCUUCCGAUCUAUAUUAUUGAUGCGGAAUUUUUUGAAGAGUUUAGGUAGCCUUGAUGAACUUAUUUUGCUGGAAGAUCAAUUCGGAAACUAUUUGGAAGCUGCAGAGAUUGCACAGCUUAAAGGUGACAUUCUUCUUCAAUCUGAUUAUCUUGGAAAGGCAGGUGAGUUCAAAGAGGCCUCAAUGCAUGUCCUAUUUUACGUGCUUGCCAGCUCUCUUUGGUCAUCUGGCAGCAAGGGCUGGCCCAUGAAGAAGUUGGCACAAAAUGAGGCUCUUUUGACAAAAGCCAAGUCAGUUGCCAAGAAUGAAACAGCUGACUUUUAUGAGUUGGUUUGCACCUAG
Fragaria vesca subsp. vesca is the source of this 5025-nucleotide messenger RNA. RefSeq lists its product as uncharacterized. Lineage: Eukaryota; Viridiplantae; Streptophyta; Magnoliopsida; Rosales; Rosaceae. The coding region runs from base 1 to 5025 and encodes 1674 amino acids. The record is from RefSeq and is a predicted model, not a curated record. Gene Ontology annotation, molecular function: helicase activity. The transcript has 12 exons.